AUGGAGUGCGUUGUGUUACCAGUCGACAUAGAAGCCAGUUCGACCGAUUGCGAGAACAUUGCCGGAGGAGCAAAAGAGGCAACAUUGACGCAAAUCGAAGAGGAUGACACCUGGGACAAGGACCCUGAGAAUCUCCUGAACUGGGCCCCGAGAACCAAGUUAAUACAAAUUGCUAUGCUCUCAUCUGCCACAUUCCUUGGCUCUGUCGCCACAACCAUUGUCAGUCCGUCCGUGGUCUAUGUGAUGGUGGAAUUCUCGGUUUCUCGAACUGUCGCCAUUCUUUGCCUUGCACUCUACGUCUUAGCACUUGCAUUUGAUCCUGUCAUCGGCGUUCUAUUUACGAUCGGUGCCUCUCAGGCCACCAACUUUGCUACACUUUGUGUCUUAAGACUUUUCUCCGGCUUCUACUGGGGUCCUACCCUAGCUGUCACAGCGGGUUCGAUCAUUGAGGUAUUUCGAGCUGAGGCAAGAGGGCCCGUAAGCGCAAUAAUUGUGCUGAUGGUUUUCCUUGGCCCUGGACUAGGGCCCGUAAUAGGAGCGUUUGCUGUUAGUCGACAUGGAGACCUUCCACCCUUUGCUUCGAAAAGAUUCGCCAAGAGCCGGGGUGAUCCUGUCCCCUCCUCCCAGCCACUCUCAGUGCGUCUCAGGGAAUUUGCCCUUGUCGCUGUCAUCCGACCUGUUCGAAUGCUGGUCCUCGAACCUAUUGUUACUUUCAUCUGUCUCUAUGUUGCUCUUGGCUUCGGCACCCUGUUCAGCUUCUUCGCAGCAGUGCCGUAUACUUUCGCAUCUGUCUAUAGGUUUGAUGUUGAGCAAUGUGGUCUUGUCUUUCUUUCUGUGGUGAUGAAAGUCAACCAGUUUCCGCCCAACAAGGUACCUCCUGAGCACCGCCUCUAUGCUGCCAUGGUUGGCAGCUUAGUAUUGCCGAUCGGAUUGUUCUGGUUCGGGUGGUCGGCACGGGCUGGCGUGUCAUGGGCCAGCCCUGCAGCGGCCAUAUCAUUCUUUGCUUGGGGGAACAUCUCCAUCUUCAUCACCACAUUUCAGUAUAAGACUGACACAUACACUGGAAACGUAAUUGCCAGCGCGGCCAGCGCCAACAGUUUGGCUCGGUAUGGAUUUGCCGCAGCUUUCCCACUCUUCACCGUCCAAAUGUACCAAAAGCUGGGCAUCCCUUGGGCUAGUAGCCUUUUGGGAUUCUUCUCCCUUGUGCUAUUGCCUGUUCCCUGGGUACUGUUCAAAUAUGGGCCACGCAUCAGGGCAAAGAGCCAGUACGAGACUAUCCAAUACAGCUAA
Messenger RNA from Clonostachys rhizophaga, 1290 nucleotides. NCBI's taxonomy places the organism in Eukaryota, Fungi, Ascomycota, Sordariomycetes, Hypocreales, Bionectriaceae. The record is from the annotation of a GenBank genome assembly.